Molecule: messenger RNA, 1702 nt
Organism: Mycotypha africana
Lineage: Eukaryota; Fungi; Mucoromycota; Mucoromycetes; Mucorales; Mycotyphaceae
Exons: 2
Coding region: 157-1455 (432 amino acids)
Source: RefSeq, a predicted model, not a curated record
CCCGAAUUGUAUUAUUAUUACUACUACUAUUACUUCAAUCAACAACAGCAACAACAAAAAUAUCAUUACAAUAAUUAUGCUUAUCAUCCUUAUACCCAGCAAUACAACCAGUGCCAACGCUCAUCUUAUCCUGGGAACCCAGAUAACAGUCAGUCUAUGCUCCCCUCGUUCUCUUCUUGUACGACUUCUCCGCCGCCUGCUACGUUUUUGGAAUCAAUAUUUCCCCUUCCUCUUCAGUCAUUUACGCCAAUGCCUACUAAUGAUAAUCACGUUGACAAUAGUUCUUCAGAGACAACCAAAUCAGUUCCCCGGCAAUUCUUCAACUGGCCAUCGUUUUUACAAUCUCAGCUUCCUUCCGUAAAAUCGCAAAUAGCUCCUUCAGCAAGAGCAAGAGCACAUACGGUCGAGCCAUAUGUAUCAAACAGUAGCAAUAAUCAAAAGCUUAUUUACGAUAGAGGCAUGUCUGCCAACCCGACUGCAACGGCCGUUAAGCAACUGCAGCAGUCUGCAGGGUGUAAUAUAGAAACUACCACUAAUACAGUCAACGUAACAUCAGGUAUACACGCUCUUUAUGCAUCUAGUGAACAACAACAACAUGACGAGAAUUUUACAGAUUUAUUGUUGACCCAAAAACUUUCUUCUGUGUCACCUACAUCGCCUUUCUCCAUUGCAUUAAUUCAGCAACAACAACAGUUUGAUACAUUAUCAGUCUAUAAUAAUGAAGGCAACAAUAAUAGUAAAGCUUUAGAUACCCUGCUUCAUUAUUCUGAUCUGCAAAGGGAGUCUCAGCCAUUAAGUUGCUGGUCUAAUCUAUCAUUCUAUAACGACGAAUAUAGCAACCUUACAUUGACUCCUACCACACCACCCUUUGGAAAUAAUGAUAGCAAACUCGCCAUGUCCAAGUCCGCAUUCACUUAUCCUUUUGAUAAAUUGGCAGAGCUUCAAUAUUCUUCUUUUUCGGCCGAAAUACUUCAUAUUGGUACAUGGAAAAGGAUGACCUUCCAAACAGGGGAUCUUCUUUGCCAGUUUAAUAAAAAAACAGAACUUUUCACCUGGCGUAUUCGAGAUGGUCCGUGCUACUUCAAAAUGGAAUUCCCACAAAGCAUUUUGCAAUCUAUUUCCUUACAAUUGUUGAACGAAAGAGCAGGGUGGGCUCGGCUUGAAGUGACUUUAACAUCAACUGAUAGCAUCUCUUUCUAUAUGGAAAAAAAAGUAGCAACUGGCGGCGUCAGUAAUAAUCCUGCCGACGCAAAUGAAGAUAGUACCAGUGUUGACCAGAGCGCUACCGCUACUGCAACAAACAUUUGGGUUCAAUGCAUAGAUUAUACGGAAGAUAAACAAGCUUCCCUAAUUAAUAUACAUCAAUUAGACGGUCCUGCGCUCGCAUUGAAAAGUGAACUCGCUUUAUUAGCGGAAGAAAGUGAAUAUGUCGCUUCACUUCUAAUCAAAGAAUAAACUGUUAUUGUAAUUGAUUGGUUCUCUUCAAAAUAUCUGCAUUUAUAUAGUAAAAGCGCUAUAGUUAUGUUUACUAUCGACAAACUUGUAGCAGAACGAUGACGAGCCUUUAAUCGCGCCAAGUGUAUCGUUCGCCAUGCUAAAAUCUGCUGUUGUUGAAUCUAAUUCAACAUCAGCAAAAAGUUCAAAGGUUUUAGGGAAGGGCAUCAAUUAAAGAUCAACCUUUUGAUCGAUCGUCAAAUUACAC